AGAUGGUGGCGCUGCUGAGGCAGGUGACUCACGAAGAAGAAGAGCAACAACAUGGCCGCCGUGGCGUUUAAAUAAAAAAACCCAAAAACGAGCUUAAAAAAAGAGGCGAAAUACGGCAGGAAUUAUACUUGCUACACAAUUACUUUAGUCUUAUUAACGUUGUUGAACAGUAGGAGACCCAAUCAUGACCGAACAGACCAGUGUCAACUCGGAGGGGAUCGUGGGUCUGGAUGAGCCCAAGAAGAUGACCAGAGAGGACUGGAGGAAGAAGAAAGAAUUGGAGGAGCAAAGGAAACUCGGAAAUGCUCCUGCCGAGGUGGACGAAGAGGGAAAGGACAUAAACCCUCACAUCCCUCAGUACAUCUCAUCAGUGCCGUGGUACAUCGACCCAUCCAAGAGACCCACUCUAAAGCAUCAGAGACCACAGGAUGAAAAGCAGCAGCAGUUCUCAUCCAUUGGAGAGUGGUACAAAAGAGGAGUGCAGGAGAAUGAUAUUACCACAAAGUACCGCAAAGGUGCUUGUGAAAACUGUGGUGCUAUGACCCAUAAGAAAAAAGACUGCAUGGAGCGACCCAGGAAAGUUGGAGCCAAAUUCACCGGAACAGGGAUAGCUCCAGAUGAACACUCUCAGGUCCAACUGGCGUUGGACUACGAUGGAAAGCGGGAUCGCUGGAAUGGGUAUGAUCCUGAGGAACAUCAGCGCAUUGUGGAGGAAUACUCUAAAGUAGAUUUGGCCAAAAGGACGUUGAAGGCUCAGAAGCUUCAGGAUGAGUUGGCUUCCGGGAAGUUGGACCAAAGUCAACGUGAAUAUGACAGCGAAGACGAGGAUGAGGACAAAUAUGCAGAUGACAUCGACAUGCCGGGUCAGAACUUUGACUCCAAGAGACGCAUCACAGUCAGGAAUCUGCGUAUCCGAGAAGACACGGCUAAAUACUUGAGAAACCUGGAUCCAAAUUCGGCAUACUACGAUCCAAAAACCCGAGCGAUGAGGGAGAACCCGUACUCCAACACUGGCAUGAACCCUGAUGAGGUGGGUUACGCAGGAGACAACUUCGCUCGCUACACCGGAGCCACAAUCUCCAUGGCUCAAACGCAGCUGUUUGCCUGGGAGGCCUACGAGAGAGGCUCCGAGGUCCAUCUUCAGGCUGACCCCACCAAACUGGAGCUGCUUCAUCGUUCUUUCAAAGUCAAGAAGGAGGACUUUAAAGAGAAACAGAGAGAUAGCAUCGUGGAGAGGUAUGGGGGCCAGGAGCACCUGGACGCACCGCCGCGGGAGCUGCUGCUGGCGCAGACGGAGGACUACGUGGAGUAUUCGCGUCACGGCGCUGUGCUGAAGGGACUGGAGAAGGCGGUCGCCCGCUCCAAAUACGAGGAGGAUGUCCUCAUCAACAACCACACCUGCAUAUGGGGCUCCUACUGGAAGGAUGGCUGCUGGGGAUACAAGUGCUGCCACUCAUUGGUCAAACAGAGUUACUGCACAGGACAAGCAGGAAUUAAAACGGAAAACACGGGUGAGUGUGCUCCGUUUGAAGAGGGUCUGCAGGAGCCACAGGAAGAAGAACAGCCAAAGACUUUGCUAGAAAUGCAUCAAGAAAAGAUGAAAGAGAAGAAGAAGAAAAAGAAGAAUAAAAAGAACAAGAAGCACAGCUCAGACAGCAGCGACUCGGAGGAUGAAGAAAAGAAGAAGGAGAAGCUGAAGAAGGCCCUGGAAGCGGAGGACAAGCGCGUGAAGCAUGUAGAUGCGUUGAUGCAGAUGGAUGAGAGGAAGAGGCCCUAUUACAGCCUACAGGAAGUUAAGGCGCCGACUGAAGAGGAGAUGGAGGCCUUCCGUAUGAAACGCAGUCGACCUGAUGAUCCAAUGGCUUCCUUCCUUGGACAGUGACCUCCUCUUAAUCCCUGAUGAUUAUCCUAAACGUUCUGCACUCUAGUAGAGUUACAGCUAUACUCCAUCUCUAAUGCUGAACAGGUGUUUGACACCUUCUGUUCCUGUACUUUUCUUGGAGGCAUAAAGUUUAGGAGUGAUGGCUGUAAACUUUUUUUUAUUGUAUUUCCUUUUUGACACAUCCUAGAACUUUACAUC
Messenger RNA from Cyprinodon variegatus (sheepshead minnow), 2080 nucleotides. It is a transcript of the gene slu7, whose product is annotated as SLU7 homolog, splicing factor. Gene Ontology annotation, molecular function: pre-mRNA 3'-splice site binding. Bases 185 to 1882 code for a protein of 565 amino acids. Lineage: Eukaryota; Metazoa; Chordata; Actinopteri; Cyprinodontiformes; Cyprinodontidae. The transcript is spliced from 15 exons. Gene Ontology annotation, biological process: mRNA splicing, via spliceosome. Gene Ontology annotation, cellular component: spliceosomal complex. The record is from RefSeq and is a predicted model, not a curated record.